CAGCCGGUGUCAUCGCCCUGUGACCCGGAGUCGGGCCCAGGCCGCCCAUCCCGUCCCGGUGAGUCCCCUUGGCCGGUGUGACCGCCAGCGGAGCGGAGCGCUGUGGACCUGCUGAGGAGGCGCCAUGCCCCCUGGGAUGGCUCUGCUGCUCGGACUUGUGUCUGCUCUGGACCGGGGGCUCUGGGCCCACAGCGGCUCACCCUCCCAGCCCGGCAUCUGGGCAGUGCCCGGAGCUGUGAUUCCCCUGGGUAGUUCUGUGAGCAUCUUCUGCAGGGUCCCUCCCGGGGUGACUGCAUUGCGUCUACUUCAGUCAGAACCCAGAGAAACAUGGUAUGAAAGAACCCUUGUGGGAACUCAGGUGGCGCUGGCCUUCUCCCUGCACAAAGUGACACAGAACAUGGCAGGGACUUACUCCUGUCAUUACUGGAAGCGGCACCUCUGGUCAGGACGCACGGAGUCCCUGGAGCUGGUGGUGACAGGCCUCUUCAAGGACAAACCCUCCCUGACUGCCGCACCAGGCCCCCAGGUGGCCUCAGGAGGAAACGUGACUCUCCUGUGUCGUUCUCUGCACCCCUACGACACCUACAUCCUGUGCAGGGGCGGAGCUUCCUCCCCCCAGGGCUGUUCACGCCAGGACCACAGCUCAUUCCUCAUCUCCCCUGUGAGUCCGGACCAGGCGGGGACCUACACGUGCUGUGGCUGUCCUCAUUACAGCCCGCAGCAGUGCUCCGAGCCCAGUGAGCCCCUUGUGCUCUCUGUCACAUGUGAGUGGCUGCCCCGUGUGUUCAGGGCCGUGUCUGGGUGUGUCAGGCGGGCGUCUCGGGCGGACUCUGCACGUUGUGACCGCUGCUGCUUCCCCUUGGCCGGUGUGACCGCCAGCGGAGCGGAGCGGAGCGCUGUGGACCUGCUGAGGGGGCGCCAUGCCACAUCCCGUCCCGGAGGCGCCAUGCCCCCUGGGAUGGCUCUGCUGCUCGGACUUGUGUCAGCUCUGGACCGGGGGCUCUGGGCCCACAGCGGCUCACCCUCCCAGCCCGGCAUCUGGGCAGUGCCCGGAGCUGUGAUUCCCCUGGGUAGUUCUGUGAGCAUCUUCUGCAGGGUCCCUCCCGGGGUGACUGCAUUGCGUCUACUUCAGUCAGAACCCAGAGAAACAUGGUAUGAAAGAACCCUUGUGGGAACUCAGGUGGCGCUGGCCUUCUCCCUGCACAAAGUGACACAGAACAUGGCAGGGACUUACUCCUGUCAUUACUGGAAGCGGCACCUCUGGUCAGGACGCACGGAGUCCCUGGAGCUGGUGGUGACAGGCCUCUUCAAGGACAAACCCUCCCUGACUGCCGCACCAGGCCCCCAGGUGGCCUCAGGAGGAAACGUGACUCUCCUGUGUCGUUCUCUGCACCCCUACGACACCUACAUCCUGUGCAGGGGCGGAGCUUCCUCCCCCCAGGGCUGUUCACGCCAGGACCACAGCUCAUUCCUCAUCUCCCCUGUGAGUCCGGACCAGGCGGGGACCUACACGUGCUGUGGCUGUCCUCAUUACAGCCCGCAGCAGUGCUCCGAGCCCAGUGAGCCCCUUGUGCUCUCUGUCACAUGUCCAGCCGGUCCCACUGUGACUGUGAUCGCCGCUGCCGCCGCCGCCUUCCUUCUCCUUGUCCUGCUCCUGCUCCUCCUCCUCUGCCUCUGCCGGCGUCAGGCCAAACGCAGGGCUGCUCAGGGCAGGACGAGGAGCCAAAGGAGCUCCAGCCCAAGUGUGCAGAUCCAGGGAGUGAAUAACGACGGUGACUUGGAGCCUGAGGGGGAUGGACAGAGGGACGCACAGGUGAGCAGCGCCUUCCAGCCGCUUCCCCGCCAGCCCCACCAGGCUCUGGCCCACGCUCUGUCUCUGUCUGGCAGGUCCCCGAGGCGGAGGAGGACCCCGGGGCGGUGACCUACGCCCAGCUGUGGCCUCAGGGGCUCAGGGAGAGCGCAGGCCUGUUCCGCUCCCCGGAGCCCGGGGA
This is a messenger RNA of Fukomys damarensis (Damara mole-rat), 1991 nucleotides long. Its product is annotated as leukocyte immunoglobulin-like receptor subfamily B member 5. The coding region runs from base 125 to 1921 and encodes 598 amino acids. The record is from RefSeq and is a predicted model, not a curated record. The transcript has 13 exons. NCBI's taxonomy places the organism in Eukaryota, Metazoa, Chordata, Mammalia, Rodentia, Bathyergidae.